Messenger RNA from Vitis riparia (riverbank grape), 2137 nucleotides. Its product is annotated as WRKY transcription factor 72B-like. Gene Ontology annotation, biological process: regulation of DNA-templated transcription. NCBI's taxonomy places the organism in Eukaryota, Viridiplantae, Streptophyta, Magnoliopsida, Vitales, Vitaceae. Gene Ontology annotation, molecular function: sequence-specific DNA binding; DNA-binding transcription factor activity. The transcript has 5 exons. The coding region runs from base 155 to 1936 and encodes 593 amino acids. The record is from RefSeq and is a predicted model, not a curated record.
UUUUUAGGAGCAACAUGCAGAAGAUAAGCACAGGGGGAGUUUGAAUUUGUCUUAAACGAGUUAAAAACUGGAGGCUUCCUCCUCUCCUUAUAUAACGACCCGAUUAUCAGCAGCUACAUGCAUAUGGAUCUUUGAUUAGAGAAGUUUGAGAGAAAUGGAGGCUGCUGCUUUGGAGAUACCCGUGUCUGGUGAUCCAGUUAAGGGAGAAGAGACAACCCUGAUGAAAUUUAACGGCGGAGAUAAAGGGGGUGUUUGUGAUUCCAUGAAGGUGCAUCUUAUGGCCGCCACAGAAAGAUCAUCCAUGGAGAACAAUUCAAUAGACCCCUCAACACAAAAGAAUCAGGAGGAUCGGAUCAAAUCAGCCAAAGAAGAGGUGGGCGAGGUUAGAGAAGAAAACGAAAGGUUGAAGCAGAUAUUAGCAAAAAUCAAGAAGGACUACCAGUCACUGCAAAUGCAGUUCAGUGAAAUUGCUCAACAUGAGGAAGCUAGGAAAUCUACAGAUACAAUUCUUACUCAUCAGGAAGAAGAAGAAGAAACUGAUCUUGUCUCCCUUAGCCUAGGAAGAGUUUCAAGUACCGAGUCUAAGAAGGAUGACAAAAAGACAAGCUUUCUGAGUGGUAAAGGAAAAGAGGAUGAGAAGAUGGAUGAAGGACUUGCACUAGGGCUGGAAUGCAAAUUUGAACCCGACCCAACCGAACACAUGAUGAAUGCAAGCCCUGAAAAUAGCUUUGAAGGACCCAAGGAAGAGGAGCCCCCUAGUGAGACAGGGCCACCCAGUAAGAUUCUAAAGAUGGGGAGAAGUCGGGAUGAAGAAGUUUUAGAGCAAACCCAUUUGAAGAAAGCUAGGGUUUCUGUCCGAGCUAGAUGCGACACCCCCACGAUGAAUGAUGGAUGCCAGUGGAGGAAAUAUGGACAGAAAAUAGCAAAAGGAAACCCUUGCCCUAGAGCAUACUACCGGUGCACAGUCUCACCAUCAUGCCCUGUGAGAAAGCAGGUGCAAAGAUGUGCGGAGGACACGUCCAUCUUGAUCACCACCUAUGAAGGAACUCACAACCACCCACUUCCUGUUUCAGCAACAGCAAUGGCUUCCACCACAUCUGCGGCCGCCUCCAUGCUACGCUCCGGCUCCUCCACCUCACAACCAGGCAUGGAGGCCUUCGCAACCUCCUCUACUGCCAACCUCCACGGCUUAAACUUUUCUAUACCCCAAAAUUCAAGAUCACAGCAAUUCUACUUCCCCAAUUCUUCAUUCUCAACUUCCAAUUCACACCCAACUAUCACUCUUGAUCUCACUGCACCAACUGCUUCUCAUUUCAAUAGGUUGUCUUCAAGUUUCCCUUCUGCACCAAGAUAUCCUGCAACUUGCCUCAACUUUUCUUCUUCUUCAUCUUCGUCUCCUUUAGAUCCCAGCAACCUACCAACAUCUUGGGGUACCCUCCCUAGUUAUGGGGCACUGUCGUCCUACAACAAAAACCAGAUUGGGCCUUUCAACUUUGGAAGGCAACCACCCUCCCAAGAAAACAUUUAUCAACCUUACAUGCAAAAGAUCAACAACCAGGCUCCUUCCCAACAAUCUCUUACAGAGACCAUAGCCACCGCAACCAAGGCAAUCGCAGCCGACCCUACAUUCCGAUCAGCAUUAGCAGCUGCCAUCACGUCAUUAGUUGGUAAUGCAGGUGGUGCAGGUGGAGGAGAGAACCAAGUCAAGGGAGAAAACCCUAGCCAUAAUUUGAAGUGGGGUGAGUUCUUAUCUGUGAACUCCGCAUUGGCAUCUUCUCAUAAUGGAGUAGGGUGUGCCUCAAGUUACUUGAACCGUUCCUCUUCUGCAAAUUCUCAACAACAAGGGAACUUGAUUUCGUACCCGCCUUCAUUUCCAUUUUCUGUACCUAAGAGUGCUUCUGCUUCCCCUUCUGAUCACAAGGAUAAUAUCCAGUGAAUGGUACUGAAGAAUUGAAGGGUUUUACCUAAUUUUUGGUAAUGUAUUUAUUUUAGGAUUGAAGAUACUUACGCGCGCAUACACUGCUUGUAGAUAAUUCCAUACUUUGACUAAUCGUUGUGACAAUAUUUCUCCUAUUUAAAUUGUACUCUACACAUGCACUGAUCAUAGCAGAUAAACUACUACUUGAAGAUUAAGUCA